Messenger RNA from Ruditapes philippinarum (Manila clam), 3110 nucleotides. RefSeq names its product GATOR complex protein WDR59-like. The transcript has 27 exons. Lineage: Eukaryota; Metazoa; Mollusca; Bivalvia; Venerida; Veneridae. Bases 48 to 3053 code for a protein of 1001 amino acids. Gene Ontology annotation, molecular function: protein binding. The record is from RefSeq and is a predicted model, not a curated record.
UCAACUAGCCGAUCUCGAUCGAAAGUGAAUAUUUUACGACAUCAAAAAUGACUUCGCAGUGGGGCGAAACUGUCUCUUUUGACUAUGGGGAUUUGCAAGCAAACACUAUGGCAGUUGACUGCUUGGGCAAGUGGGCACUGUUGGCAGGACGAAGGGUUCUCGGCCUGGUUGACUUGGAUGAUCCAUUAGAGAAAAUGCAUCGACUAACUAGACAAAGUAAAUGGGACAUAACAUGCAUACAAUGGAAUCCCCAUGCCUCACAUGCGCAACUCUUUGCAGCUACUUGUAAACAGAGGUUGGACCUUUUUUCGUGGGCAGAUGGUUCCAGUAAACAGUCAUGUAGUAUGAAGGCUCAUUCUAGAAAUAUCAGCGAUAUAGACUGGUCCCCAUUCGAUGUAAACGUUAUAGCAUCAUGCUCAGUGGAUGCUUACACGCUGCUGUGGGAUGUCAGGGACACAAAGAGACCAAGUGCUUCUUUUCAAAGUGUUUGUGGAGCCACACAGGUGAAAUGGAACAAAGUGACCAACAAUCUGUUUGCUACUGCCCAUGAGGGUGAUGUCAGGAUCUGGGAUCCUAGGAAGCCUAAUACAGCUGUGUUAUACCUAACUGCACAUUUAUCCAAAAUUCAUGGUUUAGACUGGAGCCCUUCUAAUGAGCAUAUAUUUGCUUCCGCUAGUCAAGAUUGUACUGUGAAGUUCUGGGAUUGUUCCAAUACAAGACAAGAUAAAGGCAUGUUGAAAUCCGGCUCUCCGGUUUGGCGUGCACGAUUCACACCUUUUGGAGAUGGCUUAGUGACGGCAGUGAUGUCUACGUUAAGACGAGGAGAAAACAGUUUGUUUUUGUGGAACAACUCUAAUCUCGAGCAACCGGCCCAUCAGUUUAUAGGCCAUAGUGAUGUUGUCCUGGAAUUCUACUGGAGGAAGAAAGACGAAUCGACUAGAGAUUAUCAACUUGUGACAUGGUCAAAGGAUCAGACUCUGAAGAUAUGGAAGGUGGACCCGCAGCUACAGAGGAUGUGUGGCCAUGAGACGCUAGAUUCCUCAGAAAAUGAGUCAUCAACCCAUGAUUCUUCAGAAACCAUCAAAGAAAAUGGCCACUCCCACACGCAUCCAGAAAUCAAUGGUGCUAAAAAUAGCAACCAAUCAGAAAGUUUUUCUCAUCAGCAGCCAAUGACAUUGUAUCAAGAGUUCUCAAUGGUCAAUCAGCACAUUCCCAAUGUUACCAUUGAUAAGAUGGAUGGAUCUCAACGGUUGUGCUCAGUCUCUGUUAGUUCCGGAAAACAUAUAAUAAACUUGACGAUACAUUUCCCGGCAAACUAUCCUCAUGUUUCCGCUCCGAAUUUUGAAAUUCAUUCCCCAACCAAUGUCGGAUUAGGCAUUGUAAAGAAACUUUAUAAGGUAUUAAAUGAAACAUCACAGACGAACAUAAAAAGGAAUCUGAAUUGCCUGGAGCCAUGUAUACGACAGUUUGCCACACAUUUUGAAAACAUGACGUUGGAGGAAAGGAAGACACCAGACUCGGACACAUUUGCACCGACAACCAAUAAACUCCAACAGUCAUUUAUGCAACAACUGCCAUUCGCAGCAUUUCAAGAUUACUCCAUUCCUUUUCCUAGGACAUGCGGCGCUCAGUUUAAUUCUGCAGGGAUGUUAGUGUGCUUUGGAAGAUCAAGAGAGGCAAGCAAAGGUUCAGAAAAAACUCCAAAAGCCCUGUCAGAGUUAGCUGCCUACACAUCCACAAACCGAGUUCGAGCCUCACAGAGUUCCAGUGGAUUUUCAACUAUGUUUUCAAGAAGUCCACCAACACCGAAAGCUGAACCUGUCUCCAUCAGUAGUUACUAUAUGUUUAAUAAUAAGAGACAAAGAACAAAGUCACGUAACUAUGGAAACCUACAAGAGACAAAAUGGAAAAGUUUGGAUAAGACUUCAAAGAGGGAGAAAAAGUCGGUGAAGUUAGAACCUGUGAGAAUAUACAAUACACAUUGUCUGCUCAAUAUUCACAGAGAACUGGCAGAAAAAUACAGUUUGGAUGUGACUAAUAUAGAAAGUAUGUGUGAACAUAACAAGAAGGAAGCUGCUGCAGUUGGGCGGAAGGAUCUUGUUAGGUUAUGGUCUAUGAUACCUGUCACAUGUAGUCAGAUGUUGACCCCUUCCACCAACCCUGAUGACGGCAUACCCUGGGCACAGAGACCUUUUGGUAGACAGAUGUAUGAAUCUCUAAUUAAUUAUUACAAGAGUAUACACGAUGUUCAAACUCUUGCCAUGAUCUGCUGUGUGUUCUGGGACAAGAAAAUUGUCGUCUCUGUCCCACAAUCCUCCAAUAUAAAGAAAUCAGCUUCCAAGGCGUCUUUAGACUAUGUCCCUCCAAAUUAUAAUCCGUAUCACACCGUCUCAUCCAUGUCUGGGUUACUGAGAAGCUUGACCAAGGCUUUACGUGAACAGAGAGAAGAGUCACAUGAUGAUACAGCACCUCACAUGGAGGCUGGAAGCCUGUCGCCCCCAGAAACUGUCACAUCCCCCAACAUUUCAAAUUUCCUCAGUAGAGCAAUGGUGAAGAUAAGACGCUCCAACAGUUUAUCAGAUUUCUCAUUUGAGGAUUACAGAUUUGCAGAGGAAUUAGAUCCCAAAGAGAAGGCUGAGGAAAUUGAGAGAAAACAGCAUGAAAAUAACUGCAGAAUUUUGGACCCAAGCAAAUACAUUCUGUAUGACCAUUUUCUUAAAGUGUAUGCUGAUAUUUUGUACCGAUGGGGUUUGAGGAACCAGUAUGCCCAGAUCAUGAAACAUGUGACAAUUCCUCCCGAACAACAUGCCGGCAUAGAGUUUGGGGUACAGUGUCACUAUUGUAAGGCUGAUGUCAGAGGGGUCAAGUGUGGCACAUGCAAAAUGAAGGCAUUCCAAUGUGUCAUUUGUCAUACAGGGGUCAAAGGGACCUCGAAUUUUUGUCUCAACUGUGGACAUGGUGGCCAUGCUGCUCAUAUGAAGGAGUGGUUUAGACAGGAAGAGGUGUGUCCAACAGGCUGUGGGUGUUUCUGUCUUAAAUGGAAUCCAUUUUGAAAUUCAUGAGGACAUGUGAUAGUCACAUGGUUUUCAUAUGAAGGAGUGGUUAAGACA